UGAGUGGAGACCAGUGGAGGGAUUGGCAGAGAGGGGUGGAGGACAUUGAGUGGAGGCCAGUGGAGGGAUUGGCAGAGAGGGGUGGAGGACACUGAAUGGAGGCCAGUGGAGGGAUUGGCAGAGAGGGGUGAAGGAUACUGAAUGGAGACCAGUGGAGGGAUUGGCAGAGAGGGGUGGAGGACACUGAAUAGAGGUCGAUGGAGGGAUUGGCAGAGAGGGGUGGCAGAUACAGAACGGUUAGUAAGGUGGAGGAGUCGGACAAUGAGGAUGGAGUUACAAUAGUCAAGGCGAGAGAUAACCACGGGCUGGGGGGAAUACUAAGAGCUCAGUAUUGGAAAUAUUGAGUUUG
Messenger RNA from Staurois parvus, 349 nucleotides. Lineage: Eukaryota; Metazoa; Chordata; Amphibia; Anura; Ranidae. The record is from the annotation of a GenBank genome assembly.